Messenger RNA from Uranotaenia lowii, 951 nucleotides. Its product is annotated as putative odorant receptor 83c. The record is from RefSeq and is a predicted model, not a curated record. Bases 1 to 930 code for a protein of 309 amino acids. The transcript is spliced from 5 exons. Gene Ontology annotation, molecular function: olfactory receptor activity; odorant binding. Lineage: Eukaryota; Metazoa; Arthropoda; Insecta; Diptera; Culicidae. Gene Ontology annotation, biological process: detection of chemical stimulus involved in sensory perception of smell; sensory perception of smell. Gene Ontology annotation, cellular component: plasma membrane.
AUGGAGGUGCUUAAUAAAUUCCGCCAAUUGCUUUGGCUCUUCGAUGAACGAACCUACGACAAUCGUCGGGGUAUCGACGUUUUUAAUGGAAUGAUCGCUGAAGUGCGCGAAUUCUGUGUGAACGUAGGAGCGGACAUCAUCGACCCCAAAUAUCGUCCCAAUUGGCGCACAGUGAUACUAUUUACAUCGGUCGUAACGUUCUUCAUAAGCAUUUGCUACACGUUCUACCACAAAUGGGGACACUGGCUCUAUCUCGUGGAAGCAGCUCCAAUUGUUGCACUGUUUGUUCAGGCAGUGGUCAAAACUUAUCAUGCUUUUUUCAGCAUUCCAUUUCUUCGAAGCAUCUAUGGACUGAUUGCGGUUGACGUUAUCUGCAUGAUAAUAAUCCUUCAAAUUUUUGGAGUUGCCGAUGUUUUCAUUAACCAGCUUAAAUCGUUAGAUGAUGUUCUGGAACAAGAGAACAGAAAUGAGGAGAUCGUGAAUAAGAAAAUUAUUGAUAUAUGUUUGAUGCAUGAGGAAAUAAUACAAUACGAGGUAGAAAUGGAUGAAUCUUACAAAACGGUCGUACUGGUUCAAAUAAUAACUUCGAUUGCUGAAAUCUCUACAACGCUGUUUGUUUUUUAUCUGACAGGGCACAUCAACGCUUUAUUUCUUGCAGUUAGUGCAGUGUGGCAAUUACUUGAGUUUUGCUUACUGGGUGUCACGUUGACUAUAAAGAAUGAACAGAUUGUUCGAUCCCUAUAUGACAUUAAAUGGUACAGACUGACGACGAAACAACAGAAAAUACUUGGUAUAGUAUUGCAAGGGGCCCAGAACGCUGUGGAAAUAACGAUCGGUGGACUAGCUUUGCUUAAUUUAGAAACAUUUGUCGAGGUUAUGAAAAAAAUUUAUUCCUAUUACGCCAUGUUGAUGCAGUUCUUAGAACAAUGAAACGAACAAAAAAUAACUGCA